Molecule: messenger RNA, 228 nt
Organism: Triticum turgidum subsp. durum (durum wheat)
Lineage: Eukaryota; Viridiplantae; Streptophyta; Magnoliopsida; Poales; Poaceae
Source: the annotation of a GenBank genome assembly
AUGAAUGCUCCCAUGCUCGAAACAGUCAAGAUCAGGGGUUGCUGGAGCCUCAAGCGCUUGCCGUCUCUUGGUGACAACACCAAGCCCCCGAAGGUGGACUGCGAGAAGGAUUGGUGGGACGGCCUAGAGUGGGAUGGGUUGGAGGCCAAGCACCACCCUUCCCUGUACGAGCCGAUCCACUCGGCCUACUACAAGAAGAAGCUGCCCAGAGUCUCUCUGCUGAGGUGA